CAGGCUCUGAAGAGAGGCCAUUCCUCAAAUUUAAAAUGGAAAACAUCACUAACUACACAGCCCUUCUGCUGAGCGAGGAUGGCAAGACUCUGUACGUGGGUGCCCGAGAGGCCGUCUUGGCACUUGAUAGCAACCACAGCUUCCUGCCAGGCGGGAAGUACCAGGAGCUGCCAUGGAGUGCAGGUGCAGAGAAGAAAAAGGUGUGCACCUUCAAGGGCAGGGACCCACAGCGUGACUGUCAAAACUACGUCAAGAUCCUCCUGCCACUCAACAGUAGCCACCUGUUCACCUGUGGCACCGCGGCCUUCAGCCCCCAGUGCACCUACAUCAUUGUGGAGAACUUCACUUUGGCGAAGAAUGAGGCGGGGGAUGUCCUCCUGGAAGAUGGCAAAGGCCGUUGUCCUUUUAACCCCAAUUUCAAGUCCACGGCCCUGAUGGUUGAUGGCGAGCUCUAUGUUGGAACGAUCAGCAACUUUCUGGGGAAUGACGCGACCAUCUCCCGGACCCAAAGCCUUCACCCUACCAAGACCGAGAGCUCUCUCAAGUGGCUGCAAGACCCAGCCUUUGUUGCCUCAGCCUACAUUCCCGAGAGCCUAGGCAACUUGCAAGGGGAUGACGAUAAGAUCUACUUCUUCUUCAGUGAGACCGGCCAGGAAUUCGAGUUCUUUGAGAAAACCAUCGUGUCCCGCAUCGCCCGCAUCUGCAAGGGCGACAAGGGUGGUGAUCGAGUGCUGCAGCGGCGGUGGACGUCCUUCCUCAAGGCCCAGCUGCUGUGCUCGCGGCCCGAUGAUGGCUUCCCAUUCAAUGUGCUGCAAGAUGUCUUCACACUGAGCCCCAGCCCCCAGGACUGGCGCGACACCCUUUUCUAUGGUGUCUUCACCUCCCAGUGGCACAGGGGUACCACAGAGGCCUCUGCCAUCUGCGUCUUCACCAUGAGGGACGUGCAGAAGGUCUUCAGCGGCCUCUACAAGGAGGUGAACCGCAUGACGCGGCAAUGGUACACUGUGACCCAGCCGGUGCCCAUUCCCCGGCCUGGAGCGUGCAUCACCAAUAGUGCCCGGGAACAGAUGAUCAACUCGUCCCUGGAUCUCCCUUACCGCGUGCUGCUCUUCCUCAAGGACCACUUCCUGAUGGAUGAGCAGGUCCGCAGCCGCCUGUUGCUGUUACAGCCACGGGCCCGCUACCAGCGCGUGGUCGUGCACCGUGUCCCCGGCCUGCGCCAUGCCUAUGAUGUCCUCUUCCUGGGCACCCGUGACGGCCGGCUGCACAAGGCAGUGAGCGUGGGCAACAGGGCGCACGUCAUUGAGGAGCUCCAGAUCUUCCCAUCAGGACAGCCCGUGCAGAACCUGCUCCUGGACACCCACCGGGGUCUGCUGUAUGCUGCCUCGAACCUGAGCGUGGUCCAGGUGCCUGUGGCCAACUGUAGCCUGUACCGGAGCUGUGGGGACUGCCUCCUCGCCCGGGAUCCCUACUGCGCAUGGAGUGGCUCCAGCUGCAGCUACAUUGGCCUUUACCAGCCUGAGCUGGCAUCCAGACCCUGGAUCCAGGACAUCGAGGGAGCCAAUGCCAAGGACCUCUGCAACGCCUCCUUGGUCAAACCCCAGUCUUUUGUUCCAACAGGUGAGAAGCCAUGUGAGCAAGUCCAGUUCCAGCCGAAUACAGUGAAAACCUUGGCCUGCCCGCUCCCUUCCAACCUGGCGACCCGGCUCUGGCUAUACAAUGGGGACCCCGUCAAUGCCUCAGCCUCCUGCCGUGUGCUGCCCACUGGGGACCUGCUGCUGGUGGGCAGCCAGCAGGGACCAGGGGUGUUCGAGUGCUGGUCACUGGAGGAGGGCUUCCGGCAGCUGGUGGCCAGCUACUGCCCAGAGGUGGAGGACGGGAUGGCCGAGCAAACAGACCGGGAUGGCAGCGCACCUGUCAUCAUCAACACAUCGCGUGUGAGUGCACCAGCCGGUGGCAAGGCCAGCCAGGGGGCAGAUGCGUCCUACUGGAGGGAGUUCCUGGUGAUGUGCACGUUGUUCGGGCUUGCUGUGGUGCUUCUCGUUUUAUUCUUCCUCUAUCGGCACCGGGACAGCAUGAAAGUCUUCCUGAAGCAGGGCGAGUGUGCCAGCGUGCACCCCAAGACCCGCCCUGUGGUGGGGCCACCUGAGACCCGCCUGCUCAAUGGUGUAGGCCCCCCUAACACCCCACUCGACCACCGAGGCUACCAGGCCCUGUCGGAUAGCUCUCCGGGGCCCCGAGUCUUGGCUGAGUCGGAGAAGAGGCCACUCAGCAUCCAGGACAGCUUUGUGGAGGUGUCCCCAGUGUGCCCCCGGCCCCGGGUCCGCCUGGGCUCUGAGAUCCGUGACUCUGUGGUCUGAGAGCCAACUUGCAGAGGAGGUGGCCCUGGCUUCAGGGGCCAUGAAUGCUCCGAGGGGGUGAGCUGGACCUCCCCUCCGCUCCUCGUGGAACACAACCGCAGUGCCCAGCCUCGGGGCCUCGGAGCCAGCAGGCCGGCUGCUCUCCAGCCAAGGAGUGAGACUCCUACACCAACAGCCACGGCCCCAGAGGUCCUGGCUGGAGACAAGGGCCUACCUUGGUGGGCAGAACAGUGCUCCUUAUGUAAACUGAGCCCUUUGU
Messenger RNA from Carlito syrichta (Philippine tarsier), 2619 nucleotides. RefSeq names its product semaphorin 4B (gene SEMA4B). The record is from RefSeq and is a predicted model, not a curated record. Lineage: Eukaryota; Metazoa; Chordata; Mammalia; Primates; Tarsiidae. Gene Ontology annotation, biological process: axon guidance; neural crest cell migration; negative regulation of axon extension involved in axon guidance. The transcript is spliced from 13 exons. Gene Ontology annotation, molecular function: semaphorin receptor binding; chemorepellent activity. Bases 36 to 2360 code for a protein of 774 amino acids.